Sardina pilchardus (European sardine) is the source of this 5805-nucleotide messenger RNA. It is a transcript of the gene mxra5b, whose product is annotated as matrix-remodelling associated 5b. The record is from RefSeq and is a predicted model, not a curated record. Lineage: Eukaryota; Metazoa; Chordata; Actinopteri; Clupeiformes; Clupeidae. Bases 79 to 5280 code for a protein of 1733 amino acids. Gene Ontology annotation, molecular function: protein binding. The transcript has 8 exons.
CUGCAACAGAUGACAAACUUCUACUAACCUACCACGGAUGAUUUAAUUGUAUGGAUCUCAGUUAGAACGUGGGUGAAGAUGGGCCUGCCUGGCACGUUAACCCUGGUACUGAUGCUACUGGGAUCUCUGCUGGAAGUGGGAGACUGCUGUCCACAUCCAUGUGCCUGUUACCUCCCCACCGAGGUGCACUGUACCUUUCGCUCCCUGCUCCGCGUGCCUGCUGGAAUACCCAAACAAGUGGAACGCAUGAAUCUGGGAUUUAACACAAUAAAUCAGAUCACAGAAAGCUCAUUUGAUGGACUGAGAAAAUUGGAUCUUCUGAUGAUGCAUGGAAAUGAUAUACAUGAAAUCCCCCAUGGCGUCUUCCAAGACCUCGUGUCUCUACAGGUGCUGAAAAUGAGUUACAACAAAGUCAGAGUGAUCACUGGACACACCCUGUUUGGCUUGUCAAGCCUGGUGAGGCUGCACUUGGACCACAACCGCAUUGAAUUCGUCCACCCUGAUGCUUUCCAUGGAAUGACCUCUUUACGGCUGGUCAACCUGGAGGGCAACCACAUCCAGCAGCUCCAUCCGGCCACCUUCAGCACCUUCUCCCUGAUCCAGCAGUUUCCCCUGUCCACUAUCAAGCAUCUGCAUCUGGCUGAUAAUAUGCUGACCACUCUCCCAAAGAGCCUGCUGAGGAACAUGCCCCAGCUGGAGAAUCUCUUCAUUUAUGGCAAUCCCUGGAGCUGUGAUUGCACAAUGAAUCAUAUCUUAGACUGGACAAAAAGCCACCCAGGAGUUCUGAAAUGUAAAAAAGACAAAGCAUACCCUAAAGGCCAUCUCUGUCCAACGUGCGCAUCUCCAAAACAUCUGGCGAAGAAAACAAUCUCCGACCUCCAAGACCUCUCUUGCACCGGACCUGUCAUUAACUCCUCAGAGAAGAGCCCCACCCCUGAGCCGAGCCUGAGUGAUUUACUCUCCGCCGAAGAAUUGAGAGGGCCGUUUGGGAACAUCACGCUCAAUCUGUCCGAUGAACACGGAAACAAAGUGGAUCUUAGUUGUCGCAUUGAGGCGCAGAGAGAGUCCACCAAAAUUGCCUGGGAACAAAUAGGAUCGGAGGAGAUUGUGGCUAACUUAACGCUCUCCCUUGACCUGGAGUGCCCGAUCGAGCGUCAGGAGUACGAGAGAUUGUGGAGACUUAUUGCGUACUACAGCGAAGUGCCUGUCCACCUACAGAGAGUGAUCAUGCUUAGCAAAGAACCCAAGCUGAGUUACAGAUACAGGCAGGAUGUUGAAAAAGAUGCUUAUUACUACACUGGGGUGCAAGCCAACAUAGUGUCCCACCCAUCCUGGUUGAUGCAGCCCUUGAUGAAGUUACAACUGAACAGACCACAUUCAACCGCAAAAAAUGUCAAGUUGAUGCUCGGAACCCAUUUCUCAUCAAACUGGGAGAUUGAAAUGAUGAGACGACAGCGAAGGGACUGGGUAAUGAUUGAACGCCACAACAAAACGCAGACCACAAUGACUGCUGUAACGGGAGGCACGACGGAAAUGGACUGCAAUGUGCUCAGCUCUGGCCACGCAUCAGUUCAGUGGAGACUGCCAGAUGGCUCCAAAAUCAAAGCGCCUUACACCAGCCCUGACAAGAGGAUUGCUGUAUCCAGCAGUGGGAAGCUGGUCAUGAAAACACUAAGCCACGCCGACGCUGGUGUGUAUUACUGUGUUGCCGGGGUGAGGAACGAUCAAGAUUUUCUCCCGUUCCGCUUAGCUGUGGUGGAGUCCUCGGCUCCCCCUCCAGGUGAGAAGGCAGGGCCAGCGGUGACACACUCCGUUGGAGAGCCAAUCUCUCUUCCGUGUGUCGCCUCUGCUGCCCCUGACGCCGAAAUCAAUUGGAUUUUCCCGGAUGGAAGCAAAGCAACCAUCAAAGCCAAUUCAUCAAAGGCUUAUGUUUUUUCCAACGGAACCCUGUUUAUUCCACACAGUCAGCUCAGUAACAACGGCUAUUACAAAUGUGUGGCCAUUAACCAGCAUGGCACAGACACCCUGGCAUCAAAGGUAACGAUCACAGGUAAGGAGGCCCUGCAGCCACUCAGAAGGUAUCCCAUGAGGCCACAUUUCCCAGAGCAAAAUGAAAAAAUAAACUCCCAGAAGUUGUCAAAUGGAAAGGCGCCGAUAUCCUCUGCCACUGUAGCCAUAACAUCCACAACUAGAACUCCAACGAUUAUCUUAAAGACAUCUACUUCAUCAAAACCAAAAACUCAGCAUCAAACAAGUCAGAGCUCAACAAAUAGACAUUCUGCUACAGUAAUACUUUCGCCCAACACUUAUGAUGGGUCCUCUCAGAGACCUGUCACAGUGCCUCGCCUGAAAGGAAAACCCAAGAUCACCACCAACAAUAUCUACACAUUUAUAGUCAACGCUUCAACUGAUGUACGGCUUCCAUGUGAUGCUGUUGGGGAGCCUAAGCCAUUCCUCACAUGGACCAAAGAAUCCACAGGAGCUAUCAUGUCAGCAAACAGCAAGCUCCAGAGGUUUGAAGUCCUGCCAAACGGAACCUUUGUGAUCCGUAAUGUGCAGCUUCAGGACCGUGGCCAAUAUCGCUGCACAGCCCAGAACCUCUACGGGGUGGACAAGCUGACCGUCACCCUCUUUGUCAUGGCUCAACAGCCCAAAGUGCUCACCCCCAGGCAUCGCGACGUGACCGUGUACCUGGGCGAGAGCACCAGCCUGGCGUGCCAAGCCCAGGGUCUGCCGGAGCCGCACAUCACCUGGGUGCUGCCCAACAGAACCGUGCUGCACACCCUCAGCACUGCGGAACAGCGGGUCAUGCUCCUGCCCAACGGCACUCUUCAGGUCAAGCAGAUCAACUACCCGGACCGGGGGAUUUACAAAUGCAUAGCCAGCAACGUGGCCGGAGCGGACACGCUGUCUGUGCGCGUGCACAUCGCGGCGUUGCCCCCUAUGAUCCAGCAGCCGCACCGCGAGAACUUCACCCUCUCCGAGGGCCAGACCGUCUACGUCGACUGCAGCGCCAAGGGCGCGCCCCAGCCGAGCAUCCGCUGGGUGGUCAACGACGGCACGCAGGUCCGCCCCUCGCAGUUUGUGAAGGGAAACAUGUUUGUCUUCCCCAACGGCACGCUGUUCGUUCGCAAUCUGUCCACGAAAGACUCGGGGAGCUACGAGUGCAUGGCCGUCAACGUCGUGGGGGCGGCGAAGAGGACGGUGAGCUUGGUGGUGAGGAAGAGCUCGUCCACAGCCAAGAUCACCUCCACGUCUCCGCACAGCACUGACGUGAUGUACGGCGGGAAUCUGCGGCUGAACUGCAUUGCCUCCGGCGAUCCAGCGCCCAGGAUUGUGUGGAGGACUCCAUCCAAGAAGCUAAUAGAUGCACAUUACAGCUUUGAUCGCAGGAUGAGAGUCUUCAGUAAUGGCACGCUAAUAAUCCACGGAGUAACAGACGUAGACGAGGGAGACUACUUAUGUGUUGCCAGAAACAAAAUGGGCGAUGACUAUGUGCUCCUCAAAGCCAACGUGAUGAUGAAGGCAGCCAAGAUUGAGGGAAAACAGCUGAGCAGCCACAAGGUCUCCUACGGAGGGGAUUUAAAAGUCGACUGCGUCGCCUCCGGUCUCCCAAACCCAGAGAUCAGGUGGAGUCUGCCAGAUGGAACGAUGGUUAACAGCGUUAUGCAAUCGGACGACAGCGGCGUGCGCACGAGACGGUACGUGGUCUUCGACAACGGCACUCUUUACUUCAACGAAGUCGGAAUGAAAGAGGAGGGCGACUACACGUGCUACGCCGAGAACCGGCUGGGCAAGGACGAGAUGAAGGUUCACAUAAAGGUCGUGCCGGAGCCCCCGGUGAUCCGAAACAAAACCUCCGAAGCGAUAAAAGUGAACUACGGGGAGACCGUGGCAUUGACGUGCAGUGUCAAGGGUGAGCCGACUCCCGUCAUCACGUGGCUAACGCCAACCAGCCGCGUCAUACCCCCCACGUCAGACAAAUACCAGCUGCGCUCAGACGGGACGCUGCUCAUCCAGAAGGUGCAGAGGUUAGAUAACGGCACCUACACCUGCACGGCCAGGAACUCGGCGGGUUUGGACAGGAAACAGGUGAGGGUGGAAGUUCUCGUCUCGGCGCCGACCAUCAACGGGCUCCGGGGCUCGGCCAGCUCCACGCGGGAGACGGCGCUGAGGGACCAGCGCAAGCUGCUGCACUGCAAGGCCGAGGGCACCCCGAUCCCGCGGGUCAUGUGGGUGCUGCCCGAGAACGUGGUGCUGCCCGCCCCGUACUACGGCAGCAGGAUCACCGUGCACCGCAACGGCACGCUGGACAUCCGCUCGCUGCGGUCGACCGACUCCGUCCAGCUGCUCUGCAUCGCGCGCAACGAGGGAGGGGAGGCGCGCCUGCAGGUCAGUCUGGACGUGAUAGACGAGGUGGAGAAGCCCAAGCUGAAGAACCCCGCCGCGGAGUCCGUGUCCCUCACCAGCGGAGUUUCCGUGACUUUGAACUGCACCGUUGAAGGCAGGCCAACGCCCCAGGUGACCUGGAUCCUUCCCAAUGGCACAACCAUCACGAGUGGCACAACUGUUUACAAGUUCCAGCACAGGCCAGAUGGCUCCCUGUUUAUCAGAGACCCGUCUCCGGCUGAGAUCGGACGGUACCGAUGUGUUGGCAGAAACUCAGCUGGCUCUGUCGAGCGUACCGUCACGUUAGAGUCAGGGAAGAAGCCUGAUAUCAAUAACAAAUACAACUCGGUGGUGAGCAUUAUCAACGGCGAAAACCUGCAGCUGAAUUGUCUCUCGAAAGGGACUAAGCUCACCUGGACUCUACCUGCUGGCGUGGUGCUCACGAGACCCCAGGCAACGGGACGUUACACAGUCCUGGAGAACGGAACUCUUCUGGUGAAGCAGGCCUCUGUGUAUGACAGGGGAACAUACCAGUGUAAGUCCACGAAUGAGCACGGCACGUCUGUGCUGUCCGUGCCUGUGAUUGUCAUUGCCUAUCCGCCACGUAUAACAAACGGUCCUGGAGCAGUGACUUACGCCAGACCCGGUGUGGCCAUUCAGUUGAACUGCAUGGUCAUUGGCAUCCCCAUAGCCGAGGUGUCCUGGGAGAUGCCUGAUAAGACUAUGUUCAAAGCCGGCACUCAGGCACGUGUCUACGGGAACAAAUAUCUUCAUCCACAAGGCUCCCUGGUCAUUCAGAACCCCUCCAGCAGAGACACUGGUUUCUAUAAGUGCACUGCCAAGAACGUUGUAGGAAGUGACACAAAGUCAACCUAUUUACAUGUGUUUUAAUGGGAAAUAAUUGAUGCUAUACAUGCCCACAAAACUGCGCAAACUCAGUGCACAAGAUACUGUUCACACAAGCACAUAUGAGUAAUUUUUAUUGCAAAAGAAUGCUCUGUAUCUGGAGCCGGUUUAUUGUUUUAAUUCCAUUUACAUUGAGUUCAAGUUUCAAGCAUCUUUCCAUAUUUCAACAAAUAUCUAUGUGAUAAUGUAUGCAAAAACGAGCUUUUUCUUUAACAAAAGCUGAAUUUAGGGAUUUAUUGUCAUGAAUUCAAAUGCCAAAAACUCGACAUAUUGAAUUGUAGACAUCAGGGAACAAAAUUGUAACUGCUGUUGCAAAAUGUCAUACAUUACUCACAACUAAUAUGAUGCUUAUGUCCUUCACAGACAUAUUUGAUAUUCACAUUCGUACUUGUUAUCUUUAUUUUGUAAACUAAUACCUUAUAAUACAAAUUGACAUGUUUUGUGCCAUAUUUGAAUAAGAAGGGAAUGUUUUUUUUACUGUUAAAGAAAUGGAUCAGUUCCUAAUCGUGA